AGAAGAAGAAGAAGAAGAAGAAGAAGAAGACUUUUUCGCUGUGACGUAUACGCAUCAUGAUCGUUAUAUGAUUUUGUUUUCCUGUCAGCUCUAUUGAAAGUCAUGGCAGGUCCUGAUCUGACAAAAACUCUUCUGUAUACCGUCAAUAAUCUACUGCAGCAAGAGAAGUACAAAGCGGCAUUGGCAGUGUUAAAAGGAUUCAGAAACGGCGCCGUUUAUGGGGCCAAAAUCAGAGCACCACAUGCUCUGGUAAUGACAUUUCUGUUUAGAAGUGGCAGUUUGAAGGACAAGCUCAAAGCCAUUUUGAAGGCCACGUACACCCACUCCCGCAACCUGGCGUGCUUUGUGUUUACAUACAAAGGACUGCAAACCUUGCAGGAGAGGUGCCAGGGGAAAAGUUUGCAGUCUCACUCCUUUCUGGCUGCGUGUGUUGGAGGAUGGUUAGUGUUUGGAGAUAACAACAACAUUAAUAGCCAGAUCAACAUGUACUUGCUGUCCAGAAUCCUGUUCGCCCUGUCUCGGCUGGCUGUAGAGAAAGGAUUUAUCCCCCAGCCUAAACAUGACCCUUUCCCACUCUUCGCCACCCUGGUGUGGGGCAUUGUCUUGUGGCUGUUUGAAUAUUACCCUCACACCCUCCAGCCCUCACUGCAGUCCUCAAUGGACUACCUCUACCAUGACAGCAAUGUGUGGCAUGACAUAACAGACUUCCUUGUUUAUAAUAAGCCAAGGACUGCUGCUUAGAAAUGAAGUUUUAGUUUUCUUCACUAUGGACAAGCUCCCUACAAUACGUGAAUAGUAUUAUUAUUUUUUUUUAAAUAAUUAUUAAUAUUCCAAAUAUUGUUGAAUGUUGCCUUUUUUUAAAUUAUUGCUAGAUUAAAGUUUUAACUGUAGGACUUAAUUUGGUUUGUUAACGUUUGAUUCAUUGACAUUUGUAUAUCUUGUGUGCCAAC
Sander lucioperca (pikeperch) is the source of this 950-nucleotide messenger RNA. RefSeq names its product peroxisomal membrane protein 4 (gene pxmp4). The record is from RefSeq and is a predicted model, not a curated record. The transcript is spliced from 4 exons. The coding region runs from base 103 to 741 and encodes 212 amino acids. Gene Ontology annotation, cellular component: peroxisomal membrane. Lineage: Eukaryota; Metazoa; Chordata; Actinopteri; Perciformes; Percidae.